Molecule: messenger RNA, 1885 nt
Organism: Chlamydomonas reinhardtii
Lineage: Eukaryota; Viridiplantae; Chlorophyta; Chlorophyceae; Chlamydomonadales; Chlamydomonadaceae
Exons: 6
Coding region: 196-1092 (298 amino acids)
Biological process (GO): SCF-dependent proteasomal ubiquitin-dependent protein catabolic process
Cellular component (GO): SCF ubiquitin ligase complex
Molecular function (GO): protein binding
Source: RefSeq, a predicted model, not a curated record
AUUCCAGCGUGCAACACAUCUAUAGGGCACCCGCAACAGAACCCUAGCCUCAUACUCAUAGCUAGGAUGGUGUUGGUCUCAGGCCACCGUCCGUGGUUGUCGCUUUACAACAACCUGGUGACAGUUCCUAACAAGGAGAUACCCGAGUCGGAGCAGGUGGAGCUCGCGCCGAUACAGCGAGCGCUGCCCAAUGAAAUGCUUGUGAAGAUAUUCUCCCAGCUGGACCCCUACUCGCUUGGCAAAGCUGCGCUGGUAUGCCGGCAAUUCCGCAGCCUGCACGAGCACCCCCGGCUGUGGGAGCGGGCCUGCUACGACGCCUUCCACCUGGCCAUACCCGACACGCGCGAGCUGCACAAGCUCAUGGCCACCCAGUACCGGUUCUCCUGGCGCCGCAUGUUCAUCCAGCACCCGCACCUGCGCUUCGACGGGCUGUACGUGGCUCGCAACACGUACGUAAAGACGGGUGUGGUGGAGUUCACCAGCCACCGGGCUGUGCACCUGGUGUCCUACUACCGCUACUUCCGCUUCCUGCCCGACGGCACCUACCUGUACCGCACCAGCCCCCAGAUACUGAACAAGGUGGCCAAAUCCAUGUUCGCGCCGACGCCCGGCCUCGUGCCCGCCAAGCAGCAGCAACAGCAACAGCAGCAACAGACGCAGGAGCAGGCGCAACAGCCGCCGCCGCCACAGCAGCAGCAGCCUCACGGUGGCAAGGAGCGGGCGGGCGGCUCGGCUGCUGACAAGGGGCCUGUGCUGGCGGGUCGCUACACGGUGCGCGGCUCCAAGGUGCACUGCGCCCUCAUCUACCCCAACAGCACAAGCACCGAGCUGCGCAGCCGCCUGGUGAUUCGCUCCACGCACCCGGGCGCCUGCAACCGCCUGGACAUCGAGGCCAUCACCACCUACGACCGCGAGCUGGGGGCGGAGAGCUCGCUGCUGCCGCCGCCGCCCAGCCAGCCCGACGACCCCGACCCCGCCGCCGCCAAGGCGCACAGCCGUGGCCUGGCGCCGUGCAUGUUCGUGGCGUGGGAGGACGUGGCGGUGCACCCGCUCAACCUGCCGCCCAGCCAGAUGGACUACAUGCUGGUGUGAGGGGCAGGGUGUGGGCGGCUGGGGGCUGGUCGUGUCUGGAGGGGGAGGAGGUGUCAGCCUGUCAGGAGAGGAGGAACUGGAGUGGCAGAGCGGGAGUGGCAGGAGCAGGUGGGGUUGGUCGGCCAGGAUGCGGGGGACGACAGCAGCGCGUGGAGCGGAGUACGUAUGGAACUCACCAGAACCGCGGCGUGUGAUGACAGUCGCGUGGGGUGGCGUUGAUUUCGGGGGGCAGGUAUUAGCGGCACUCGCCACAUCACGUUUGCCUGGAUUGACAAACAGGCCAGACGCGAGGAGGGUAAAGGCGAGAGAAGGCGUAAGGCUAGCAUGCGACUGAGUGGAGUGAAUUGAGAGAUUGGGGUGAAUUGAGAGAGUAGAGUGAACUGAGAGAGUGGAGUGCAGCCGUGUAGUGCUGAGAGGAGCGUUGAGUCCACCAUCGUGGACCGUACGAAAGCCAAAAGCAGAGAGGAGGGGGGUUUCUGAUUCUGCAACAGUACGGAUCUGUUUUAGUAAGUGCUUAAUGUGCUUAAUAACGCCGCGGUUGGACCCGUGAGUGUAGCGCGUUCUGCUCGCCUGGGACAGCCUGGGACUCCCCUGGGGACUCUAGUCCGCCCGUGCUUUGUAUGCCUGUGAGGUGGCUUCUCGGCUUCAAACGUGGCUUCGAGUUGCCUCGUUUAGUAGCAUCGUCGAUAACUGUGAGUGUCAUUGCGAGGUGCGGCAGUUUGUAGUGUGACUGUGUGAGCUACUCGCUCACGUUGCCGGGAGACACCGCCAUCGUGUUGAGGAGAAACUUGUG